AAAUGACUGCGCUUACGCUGCUUGCACAAGGGUCAAUCGACGCCUCGUUGCUUGGGGCCAUCUACCGAUGCUCAUCAUCGCCCUUCCAGGCAGACUUUUUGGCCAUAUACACGUGCCCGGGUGGCAGACCAUUGCUUGGUCGCGGUAUAUAACGGCGCAGCUCUUGUCUAUUGACCGUCACCAGUCUGCCCUUGUGUCCUGUGCCACCGAGCCUGACACGCUCAUACCCAGCCGACGCCGAGAAAGCAGCUUCCGCACUGCAUACCCUGCUGGACGACCUAUCGCUUUCGCGCAACCGACCCCAGAAUACCCCCUUCCCUCCAUACCGAGAUGCGCACGCAGUCAGCAUCAUCCACGACCCACCCAGCGAGGCGGGUCUUGCAGGCCAUCCAGCCGCCCGCGCCAGGCGCGUUCACCCAGCCCUUCGGAGGUGUGAUCGCUACAGAACACUUCGCCGCUCAGAGCGCACCGUACGGUGCGGUUCAGUGGACUGUCUCGCAGCCGAAUCCCAUGGCGCACGGCGGUCCCCCUACUAUGGUCACCUUGCGGGACCCGCCGACAGUAACACCUUCAGCGCGGCCGAUGUUCUACUUCGCCGGCAGCGUCUUCGAGAUGUCUACGCCGGAGUCGCUGUGGGAGCUCACAGAGCCCGGCCGACGGUACAUCAACGAGGGGAUCACUGGGCAGUCUGACAGAGAGCCGUACGAACUGAUGGGCCACUACCCAGUCCUCGCAAAGUUGGCGGGCCCGUACCUCCUCCGUCGCAUCAUCGCUCCCGCGCAAGACAAGCCUAACGAGCCACUUCACUUCGAUACGAACGGGUCGCUGUUUCAGGGCGCUAUCCAGGCCGUUUGGGAAGUCCUUCGAGAGGCCGCCCCCGCGGACCAUACCCUGCUGGCGGCGCUCCGCUUCGCGGGGAGGUUGGUCCCUAGCCCGCUCCUCGCUGAGCCGUGCCUUCACGAGAGCGUGACGGUCGUCGUCAAGCGCCUCUUCGAGUUGAGCUUGAUUCUGGCCUGGAAGGCGCUCGCGGACUGCAAGCCGAGAGUUGCUCAAAUCACCCACGGUCACUUCAACGAGUUCAAGAAGCUCGAGGUCGUCACCCUCCGCGCCCUGCGCCACGAUGUCAGCCUCCGAUCCGGUGAAUGGCGCGAGUUCUUGGAGGACUUUGCGUGCUACCUGAAGUCCGUGGCGGACCUGGACGCCAACACUGUGGGCGGCAUGGCGAACCGAAUAGACAAAUGGCUCGGGGGAUUCAUCGGCGCUGCCUGCGAGGCGCGCCAGCCGCUGAUGCGGAGCGUGCACCCCGAGGUGGACCCCGAUGCACUCAAGGAGCUCAACGCGAUGCUCGUGGAGGGCACGGGGUUGAACCUGGUAUACGAUGCGACCGCCACCUCGACGAAGUAAUGAAGCAGGACGUUCAGCACGCACCCACUGCCGCUCCCAAGAGGACCUUCGCGCGCGAGCGAACAGCCUCGCCAUCACCGGCGCUGGCACUUGCACUCCUUCGUCCUUAACGCGCUUGCGCCAUAACGCAGCCCGGUGGCCGACACAGUCAGCCACAGCGGCACGCCUAUCGUUACUUCCGGCCCUUCGAACAAUCGUAGUACACCCUCGUCUUUGUUGUUGUGCUUUCACGUUCGCCAUCGCACGGAUCUGUAGCAUAUAUCACGUUGAGCUCGACACGUCUUGUACUACCUACCCUGUUCUCUGUUCCCAAUAUAACCAUAACGGUCUUCGG
Messenger RNA from Schizophyllum commune H4-8, 1738 nucleotides. RefSeq lists its product as uncharacterized. The transcript has 3 exons. The record is from RefSeq and is a predicted model, not a curated record. Bases 331 to 1404 code for a protein of 357 amino acids. NCBI's taxonomy places the organism in Eukaryota, Fungi, Basidiomycota, Agaricomycetes, Agaricales, Schizophyllaceae.